Molecule: messenger RNA, 4549 nt
Organism: Linepithema humile (Argentine ant)
Lineage: Eukaryota; Metazoa; Arthropoda; Insecta; Hymenoptera; Formicidae
Source: RefSeq, a predicted model, not a curated record
GUACUUUAUUCGUAUUAAAAAUGUAUAACAAGUGCAAAUUUUUAUCGGUAGUGUUGAUUAAAAAGGCCAGUAUUAUUUAUCGCGGAUAUUCGCGAUUCGGCAUUCGCGAUUCGGCAUUCGCGAACGGCGUUUCGUACAUGAUUGACAGUUCGAGUCGUGGAUUUAUAGGUUAGCAAAUAAUUUCAAUGGAAUUGUAUAUAUUUUAAUAUCAUAAAUGCGUAAAUGAUUCCUGCAUUGAUUCUAAAAAGUCGAAGCGCGAUGUAUUUUUUAUUAGUAUGUUGAAAAUUUAUUUCACUGAAAUCAAUUAAGUAGAAUAUUGUUAUUAUAUGCAUAUCUAUAUCUAACAAUUUUCGUCAAGACAGUCAUUGUUUGUCUUACUUGAGUGCAUUUACAGUGUCGAAUCGAUUGUCGAAUGUGUAAAAUUAAUGUAGAGAUAUUAUUAUAUGCGUAAAUGCAUUGUGACAUAAUGUAUUUCGUGUAUCGCGGCGUGGCAAAUCUAGUUUUUACAUAAGUAAAGUAUUCGAUAGUGUGUGUAAUUAACUAUAAGUUCGGAUAUCUGAUAUUCAUUGAUCCUUCGAUGGAAUUGAUGCAGAGUUCAAGGAGAAAUCCACAGUGGAUGAAGCAUAUUGCAAUAUUCUAGAUAUUUAUUUAUCCAACUGAAAGAGCGUGCUUAGCUAGAAUACGACAACUGAUGAGUGAAUUCGUUCAUUUAUUUGCGUGAUGCACCUUGCAAUUCCGUUUUUAUAAUUACUCAAAAAAUUGCUGGCUAUCACUGAAUUUAUAACUAAAUUUAUGAUUCUAACAUAAAGUUUUUAUUUCACGUUUGCAUUUUCGUGACAUGGAAAAUUUGUUACGUAAAUUUGUGAUUUUCUGAAGCAAAGGGUUAACUUUUGGCUAAUAAUACGCGCAAUUAAAUGCGAGUUUUCGAUAUUCAUUGAUUUAUCAAUAGAAUUGAUGCCAAGAAUUCUGAGAAAACUGAGAAUCUGCAUCAAAUAAAGUGUACUGCAAUAUCGUAGCUACUGAAUAUAAUAAUUCAUUCAUUAUUUAAAUAUAUACAUAAUUGCGAUAAAAUACACGUGUAUACAAUUAGAAUUACAUAACAGUUAAAUCGUUCUCAAACAAUACAAUGCAAAUUCUUGUUUUGUCGUGGAAAAUUAAAUAUUUUAUGCUAGUUAUAAGCAGUAUUUGUUAAUCGAUUUAUAUGGCUUAUGAUAUAAUUUUUCAUAUGUAUAACACGUUUAUCGCAAUAUUUGUUACAUCGUUUUGGACACUUUAAUUUUCUGAGACAAUUGAACAUAAUAGUCUCUUUUGCUUUGGCACUAUACUAACGAAUAAUCUAUAAAUGUUGAUGUCACGAAAAAUAAGACAAAGUUUUACGAUCCUCCGCGAUCUGGUGAUACAUUCAGUGACGUGCACACACGAGCCACAUAGAAUCCCCUCUUUCAGAAGAGGUGCUUUCAUGCGCGCGUAUAAAGCCAGUGAAAGCGCCAGGCGGCCCUCCAGACUAGCGCACAGUCCGACAGCGAUAGGAGCUCUGCCGACGUACGGCAAACUUAGAUUAAUGCUUGAGAAUCUCACAUAAGUUCAUACAUUAAUAAAUAAGGCAACUGAAAAAAUUAAUUAUCGUGCUCUGUUCGUCGCGUCUACGUGUUCGCGACUUUCCGAUUUGUGAAUAGGAUAGCUUAGAUCAGGAGUGACAAUGAAGAUCUAUCUAAUUGGAAUCUUGACUAUUCUACUACUCGUUGGUACCACGAUUUUGGGACAUCCUUCACAGGAGAGAUCCAUAAUGCCAGAUGGAACGCCGGUUUUCGAGGACGCACACGAGGACUCCGUAGCGUCGGCAUCGGAAGUGGAUGAAGAUUACGACGAUUCGGACAUGUAUAUGGAGCCGGAUGAAUCCGCGAUUUCGCAAACAGAUCGCGCGGAAGAAAGCACGCAGAAGGGAAAUCAGGACAAAGCGUCCGAUGUUACCGAUAAAAGCGACGAGAAAUCAUCCGAAGCGGAAGAACUGAAAUCGGAAGUCACUAAAGAUCAAGAGGCGAAGAACACGGAGCACACCGCGCAGUUCGAUACGGCAGACAAAAACUUGAAGACCGAUAGUCAGAAUUUCUUCCCGUCCUUCGCGGAGCUCUUCGCGAACCACCGACUUCCGUUCGCGGAGCAGCAGCGGUAUCGCCCUAACAGAUUUUUGAAUUAUUUCCAACGUGACCGCGGCAAUUAUCAGGCUGCCGCCACAAAGGAGCAGGAAUCUCUACUGGGUUCGGGCAACUUCGGCGUGAUCCGCGGCGGUACUUAUUAUCCGGAGAAUAAGGAGAACGACGAGUACUCGGUAGACGAGAGCCUCUACAAUCCGUAUUACAGUCGCGCACGUGCGCAAUAUUACAGAAAUCCGAAACCGCAGCCGAUUCGCAGCGGCGACUUCUUCGCGAACUUCCGCGACUUCGCCGACAUCACGGCGCCGCCCAAGUCCAGCUUCUCGCAUCUCUCCGUGGUGUACGCCAACAAGAACGGUAGCUCCACCGGACGCAUCACGGAACCCAGAAACAUCAUCGAGACUCUGAGGAUGUUGGAAGAAGAAGAGCGAUCUGACGCAGAGGAGCUGUCCACUACGGAAGUGCCGAGGAAAAAGCAGAGUAAGGGCAAGCAGAAGCUCAUGAAGAUGAAGCAGUACGAGGAGGACAAAGCUAGGAGGUCACGCAUGUCGAUCGAGCCGCUGCUCGCUCUCAGCUGAGCGUGGACGAAAAAAAAUCACAGAAGUGUACGUUAACGCGGACGCAAACCUCGGGAUCGCUCCCAAACGCGGAAUCUGGCCUUGAGAUCAGAACCAAAGUCUGAAAAGCGCCGUCUGUCUACCAUUCGAGGAGAAUGUACUGAAAACGUGCAAUAGAGACAGGAGGUUUGUAUCUAUGCAUCUUUUGUGGACGAUACUGUGCGCGCGUGUGAACUUUUCGAGCAAUCCGAAAGGCUGGCGACUCGAGAAUCGUACUUCGAAAUUAACGCGUGACGUCGCUGGUUAGACUACGUUCAAUUCCUAACAUUGGAAUUCCGACAGUCCGUUUAUAAUGAUAUGAAAAUAAGCUUUGAGGUACGAAGACAUCAAUUCGUAGUCUUAAAUUAAGCACCAUUUGCCUUUAAAGUUUUUGUAUCAUUUCCUAAAACAAUACGAAAAUAUUCGAAACAAGUAAUUAGAUUUUAAGAUAUUGUGGAAAUUUUUCAUGACGAUAGGAAAAUUAUUGCACCAGAAACACAGGCGCUGCCAUUCCCUGUUUAUUCGACCAGAUCCGAGACACAUGUGACCUUAAUGUUUAAACUGCUCUUAAAACUUAACAACCGCGUAAGUUUGAAAGAUCCUAAUUAUAAGAUAUUUUUCGAGCCUACAAUACGCUAAUUAGGAAAUUUCAUGUAGCACUAUAUAUUUCGCCGGUCGUGUAGACACUUUCUGGAGAACCGUUCCUGUUUCGGCAAGGCGCUCGCAAAGCUAACUAGCAACGAUUAUUCACGGAAACCUUUUACGUUGAUUGAAUUCACUUGCUCGUACGCGAACGUUACGCUCGAGUAAGCCGCGACGCCGGAAUCGGUAACUCUUACCUACGACACUUGCGCUCGGGCUAAACUGAAUUCCGCGAGGCUCGUGCGCGUGGCCUCGUUAUCCUAUAAUUGUGCGAAACGCGAGGACAUACGUCAGAAUAUGCAUAAGAUCUGUUACUUUUGGUUGCAAUUGCUAUUCAUGAUUCUUCUCCAUUCAAAAUGUAACCUUGUUCAGUUUAAGUACUGAAAAAAAUGUAAAGCAAAAAGAGCAGGAAAAAAACUCAAACGCGAUAAAAGUUUGCAUCGAGUUGUCUUCCGAGACUACGGUAUUAUUAUAAGUAAAUUAAAUAAUAUCAAUUCGCUUUUUACGUCUAUUUUAGUAUUUUAGCUAAAGCGAAAACGGGAUGACAAUAUUGCAUUUAAUCGUGAACUAUUGUAUUGAACAUGCGCGGCUCGUACGCCAACGCGCAAAAUUAAUUUUAAUUAUAUAUAUUAUAGGUAAAGAUCCGUAUACAAUCAUUAAAUUAAUAAAGACUGUCCAUUUUGUAUAUCCGCUACUGGUUAUAAAAAUUUGUUAAUUACUUUUCUUAUACGUGCUUGCAGUCUUAACGAGAUUGCUAAUCAGCCACGAAAUUGAUAUAUGAGAAGCGUUACUCAGUAAGGAAAUAUCUGAAUAUUUCUUGCCAUUUGCAAUUAUUAUGGAAUAAAGAAUAUUCGAAUUGGAAUUCCCACAGAAUUCCGCAGCGACUUUCACCCCCGACGAAAUUCGCGGCGAAGGUUGCCGCGUUAUCUAGCGAAUAGAAACAGCAAUUCUACAUCGACGACGAGAUCAUGUCGCUCCUUCGCCGCAGAUCUCGAUUCAUUGUUAUUUCAUUUAUUGUUGAUUAUUUUAACUGUAAUCUUAUUAGGCUUAUUGAUCUGCCCUAAAAACAUAUUCAAAACAUGUGCCCCGUUCAAUCAACUUUGCUUCGAAAGAAAGAGAGAAGGGGCGCGAUAAAAAAAAUGAAAUAAAGUAUAUUUU